GCUACUCUUUUUAAGCAUAUCUUCCCAGAAAGAGAAAGACAGUUUACAUAUUUUGAAAGUUGCUCUGCAUGUUUUCAUACUUGUUCAUGUGGCCUUCCGUUACUAAUUAUAAAACUUGAGAAAGAAGGAAAAAAGCUCAUUUUAUGUUCUCCACCAUGGAAGAGUCACCAUAUGGUUCAAGAAGGCGAGAUGAGACAGAGUUCAGUUUGAGAGAAUGGGCUGUGAAGGCUAGAAUCAGCCGUGAAAACACAAAUUCCAGAAGGUUUUCAGCUUCAUAUGUUAGAAGCUUCAGAGAGGACACAAGGUCUUUCAGAUCAAACAUAACCAUCUCUAGUACUGCUUCUUCUCCUGGCUAUAACUUAAGAGACGAAAUCGACCCGGCAACCUACUCAUUCCCCACUGCCCUCAAAGCAUUGCAGGCAAGGUCAGCAUAUCAUAGUUGGGAAUCUUUGUCACCAGAUGGGUUUGCUUUGAAUUCUAAGUGGAAUGAAGCAGAGAAAUAUAUAUGCAACCCUCUAUCAGGGCAGGUUCCAAUGGAGUGUUUAUCUGCAAAAACACUUAGUGGAAGAUCGUUUCGAAACAUAACCAAUAGAAUUACAAUGUCUGCACCUCUUGUUUACUCUUCCCACUCAAGACCAAUUCAUGCCAAGCCUUCUUCUAAUCCUGCAAAAGAAGAUUUUGUUCGUCAGUUUCCAAUUCCAGAGAAGAAAACAGAAGGCACGACCAGAGAUGUGGGGACUCAAAGCACACCUCCUGAUAUGAGUUCAAGUAGUCCUCCUAGCUCUGCUUCAACCCCUUCAAUCAUAGAGAGAUCGUUAAACCGAUUCCGAGUAGGAGACUCGCCUAAAUCAAAUGCAAAAUUAAAAUCUGAUGAAGAGGUGGAAGUGAAAGAUACAAGAGAGCAAGAAGAAACAAAAAGAGAAAAGGAAGAGAGAAAGAAAAGGGAUGAUGAGCAACAGCGCAGGCAAGGUGGGUGCUUGUCAUGGAUGAGAAAAAGGUACAGAGAAAAACACAAACCAAGAAAGAAGAAUAUCUUUCUUUCUCAUCUCAAAGGGUGCUGAGAAAAAUUAGAGGUGGAAAUUUUUAAUGAUAAUGGUGAAAAGAAUAUUGGAGGACCGGCUGAAGGAGAGAUUCUGUGUGUGCAGAAAUCUUUGCAGGGUCACUGAGUGUCUGUGAUUAAGAAAAGAGAACAAUCAUGUAUGGGGUCUUUGGUUUGGUGGUUGUUUUAUCCCUUUUUUCUUUGUUGUAGUAUAUUGCUCACUCAGUGAUGUUAAUGUUUUUGUUCU
Messenger RNA from Prunus mume (Japanese apricot), 1286 nucleotides. RefSeq names its product mental retardation GTPase activating protein. The record is from RefSeq and is a predicted model, not a curated record. NCBI's taxonomy places the organism in Eukaryota, Viridiplantae, Streptophyta, Magnoliopsida, Rosales, Rosaceae.